AUGUGCCAUGGAAUGGUAGCACCAAAGAGCAACACAGGAUCGUCUCUUGCCUUGACUAGCCAUGGGUUAUUUCUUCUGCUAGUUAUCUUUGGUACCUUUAUCUUGGAAGCACAGGCCACAGGUUGGCUCAGCAAAUCCAACGGACCUGCAUAUUGUCCCCAGCCACCACAGCCUGAGAAUGGAGGCUAUAAGUGCCACCCUAGUCCCUGCAACAACCCUCUGACAUCAGGCAGUGUCAUUGAGUAUCUCUGUGUUGAAGGCUACAUGCUGAAAGGAGAUUAUAAAUACUUGACCUGCAAGAAUGGAGAGUGGAACCCAGCCAUGGAAGUCAGCUGCAGGCUCAGCCCGGAAAAGGACUCUCCUCCAACAAUUGGAGUACCUACGUUGUCCAUAGUAGCCUCCACAGCAAGCUCUGUCGCCCUGAUUCUGCUCUUAGUUGUGCUGUUUGUUUUGCUGCAGCCAAAGCUGAAGUCGUUCCAUCACAGCAGGCGAGACCAAGGUGUGUCUGGAGAUCAGGUCUCCAUCAUGGUGGAUGGUGUCCAAGUGGCCUUGCCAUCCUAUGAAGAAGCGGUGUAUGGCAGCACAGGGAACUGCAUUCCACCCUCGGACUCCCGUGUGCAGAUUGUGCUCUCGGAGGGAGCUGGUCAGAAUGGAGCCAGAGAAAUGCAACAGCAGGACCAAGGGGCUCGUAAUAGCUUUGAAAGAGAAGAUGAAGCCCCUGGACAUUCUGGACUGUGUGAAGCCAGUGGCUCGCAGCGCUCUGAAACUGUUCUUGUGCAUCAGGCUGCUACCUCUUCCUGGGUAGCUGGUAUGGCUAGCAGUAGACCUAUACAAAAAGAGGUCCAAGAUUCAGAAAGCAGUGACAUACAGAGCCUUUUAUCACUCACUUCCUCUGAGGAAUACACAGAUGAUAUUCCCUUAUUGAAGGAAGCAUGAGGCCUGCUGUGUUUGUCUAGCUUUCUCCCUCUUGGAUUUCUUCCUCUUCCCCUCCCCCUGCCUUCAGGACAGAAGCACUCUGUGCAGCCUUCCCCGUCCUUGCGAGCUGUGCCCUGGAUACCUCCAAGCAGAGACGCCCUCAGCUGAAGAUCCAAAGGAUGUCGCCAGGUUGCCUCCUGGAUGCACCAGUGGAGUUGGUGCAGUGCUGGCUUCCCCAUUCCAUCAGCAUCAGGGGCUCAAGGAACAGAGUGGAUUUGAGCUCUCCUCUUCUCUUCCCCAGACAGAUGUUUGACAGCAGCCUCUGAAGAGCUGCUCUUUUCUCGUGCCUUUCUCCUUCUCACACCGGCUUGUUGCAGUUUAUCAGCCUCUCUAGCCCUUCCGCUGCCCAGAGAGCAGGGGCUAAAGCUGCUUGCUCCCUGGGUGCAGACACAGUUU
Molecule: messenger RNA, 1371 nt
Organism: Nestor notabilis (Kea)
Lineage: Eukaryota; Metazoa; Chordata; Aves; Psittaciformes; Psittacidae
Gene: SUSD6
Product: KIAA0247 ortholog
Exons: 6
Coding region: 1-936 (311 amino acids)
Source: RefSeq, a predicted model, not a curated record